AAUCCGAUGGAGGACUUUGAACAUGAACUAAUUAGCUAAAUGUCUUCAUAAAUGCAAUAGAGACAACUGAUCAGGACUCUGCUUCUAAUUAACCUCUCUUCUUCUUCUUCUCUGUAUCUAGCCAGACUUGGGACAGUCCAUUUCUUCUUGUUUUUUUUGGACAAACAGUCCAUCUCGUAUCUUCUCUCAACUAUUCUUUUUCUUUGAAUAGAGACUUCAAGAAAUUAACUCUUUAAGAGGGAAGACCUUGAGCAAAGGACUCAAAAACUCUCCACAUGUAAUUACGUGCACCAAAAGGUAAUGUAGAGCUAUAUACAAUCACAAGUCAAAUUAGAGCUUUUCAAGGUAGAGGCCGGAUAGAGCCUGUGAAAUCAUGAGGGAGAAAGAAAAAUAUGCAAAUGAUAUCUGGCACUCAGGGUUUGAAAGAUACUUGACAAAGCAACCGUGGAGAACAGUGAAAAAGAGAGAUGCUGCCACUGUUUUGGUAGCCUUCUUUCUCAUCCUCUUCCUUGGCGCCUUAGUAUUUGUGGGUUGGUUUGAUGCUUCGGUAUUUCGAGGUAUUUCUCGAAAACCAACCCUGACACCCACAGGAAUGCCUUCAGAGUUCCCACUCCGAUGCGCCACAGGAAACCUGAAGCAAACCUGUCCAGAAAACUAUCCUACUAAACACAACCCCACCACAAAUCCUGACCGCCCGUCAAACCUUACUUCUACAUGCCCAUCAUACUUCCAAUGGAUCCAUGAUGAUCUACGACACUGGAAAGAGACAGGAAUCACGCAGGACAUGAUCGAACGGGCUCGAAAAACAGCACAUUUUAGGCUUGUGAUUGUCAACGGGAAGGCCUAUGUAGAGAAGUACAGGCAAUCAAUACAGACGAGAGAUAUGUUCACCUUAUGGGGUAUUUUACAGCUUCUAAGAUUGUAUCCUGGUAGAUUGCCUGAUUUGGAGCUCAUGUUUGACUGUGACGAUCGGCCGGUCAUUCCAUCGAAGCAUUUUAGGGGCCCAAAUGCUGCCCCACCGCCAUUGUUUCGAUACUGUUCAGAUUGGCAGAGCUUAGAUAUUGUGUUCCCGGAUUGGUCAUUUUGGGGCUGGGCUGAGACCAAUAUACGGCCAUGGAAAAACUUGUUGAAGGAAAUCAAAGAAGGUAACAGCAGAACUAAAUGGAAGGACAGGACACCCUAUGCUUACUGGAGAGGUAACCCAUGGGUGUCUCCAAUAAGGCAGGACCUCCUCAAGUGCAAUGUCUCUGAACAGAAUGACUGGAACACUCGCCUGUAUCUUCAGGACUGGGUAAAACAAUCUAAAGAAGGGUACAGAGAAUCAAAUCUACAAGAUCAAUGCACCCAUAGAUAUAAGAUCUACAUAGAAGGAUGGGCCUGGUCUGUAAGCGAGAAAUAUAUCUUAGCUUGUGAUUCAGUGACCUUGUACGUGAGGCCUCGUUACCAUGAUUUCUUUAUAAGAGGCAUGGUGCCAUUGCAGCACUACUGGCCUAUUAGGGACAACAGCAAGUGCACUUCUCUCAAGUUCGCCGUGGAAUGGGGCAACAAUCACACCAAAGAGGCACAAGCCAUAGGAGAGGCUGCUAGCAACUUCAUUCAUGAGGAUAUGAAGAUAGAUUAUGUGUAUGAUUACAUAUUUCAUCUACUAAACGAGUAUGCAAAGCUCUUGAAAUUCAAGCCAAAAAUACCCCCAGGAGCAGAUGAGCUAUGUCCAGAAACAAUGGCGUGCCCCACAAAUGGUAUACAUAGAAAGUUCAUGGAGGAAUCCAUGGUGCUGUCUCCGAGUGAUGCAAUCCCGUGCACCUUGCCUCCCCAUGAUCCUUCGGUUCUUGGAAGUUUGCGGGAUAGAAAAGACAAAUCAACUAAGCAAGUAGAGUCGUGGGAAAAUGAAUAUUGGGAAAAAUUAAGUAAGAAGCAAUAGAAACCGAUUAAUCUAAUUUACUCUCUCUCUCUUUUUUCGUUCUUAUUUGUUGUAACCAAAUAGGUGCUUUCAAGCAAUUACCCUAUCUCCUAAAUCUAAUUGCUGUCCACUUUGUUACUGUAAUCAAGCUUGUGGCUGUUUUUGUCAGCAUUAGUAUUUAUAUCAAAUAAUAAUUACCUCGA
Populus trichocarpa (black cottonwood) is the source of this 2103-nucleotide messenger RNA. RefSeq lists its product as uncharacterized. The record is from RefSeq and is a predicted model, not a curated record. The transcript is spliced from 6 exons. Bases 374 to 1921 code for a protein of 515 amino acids. NCBI's taxonomy places the organism in Eukaryota, Viridiplantae, Streptophyta, Magnoliopsida, Malpighiales, Salicaceae.